Molecule: messenger RNA, 543 nt
Organism: Stegastes partitus (bicolor damselfish)
Lineage: Eukaryota; Metazoa; Chordata; Actinopteri; Pomacentridae
Product: ribosomal L1 domain-containing protein 1-like
Exons: 4
Coding region: 35-505 (156 amino acids)
Source: RefSeq, a predicted model, not a curated record
UGCGUGCGUGCCGACUACACGUGAAGCAGGCAGCAUGGCUGAAAAAACAGAAGUCGCACUAGACCGGGCUCAGGUGAAGAAGGCCGUCCAGGCUUUGCAGGCUUUCCUCAAAACCAAAGCCUCUGGCGAGUCGCUGUUCCUGGACGAGACACAGCAGGUCACCCUUCUCUUCACCCUGUGGAAGAUCCCUAAAAAGCCACAGACCAUCCGCAUUCCUUUGCCUCAUGGCCAGCGGACUGACACAGAUGAGAUUUGCCUCUUCACCAGAGAUGAGCCCAAGAUGACCUCAGAGCAGACCCAGAGGUUUUAUAAGAAGUUCCUUGAGGAGAAAGGUGUCAAAAACAUAUCUGAGAUCAUUCCAUACAAGGUGUUGAAGACAGAGUAUAAACCGUAUGAGGCUAAGCGCCGCCUGCUGGGGAACUUUGAUCUGUUUCUUUCUGAUGCCCGCAUUCGCCGCCUGCUGCCUUCCCACAUCGGAAAACAUUUCUACGAGAGAAAAAAGUAAGAGCCGUCCUGUCCGUGUUAUUACUGAUGUAAUGCUGU